This is a messenger RNA of Candida dubliniensis CD36, 1014 nucleotides long. RefSeq lists its product as uncharacterized. Bases 1 to 1014 code for a protein of 337 amino acids. The transcript has a single exon. Lineage: Eukaryota; Fungi; Ascomycota; Pichiomycetes; Serinales; Debaryomycetaceae. The record is from RefSeq and is a predicted model, not a curated record.
AUGUUAAUACCUCAGCCGAAAACAAAUACUUCAAAAAAAAAACAUAAUCAAAAAACUGUAAAUAAAGUUAAAAGAAUUUCACUGAACCAGUUACGAAAUAUAUUUUGUGACGAAACAACUGAGAUUAAAUCAUUUGUGGAAACAUCAACUCCUCAACCGAAGCGGAAAACUCCAAGACGGACAAAGCAAAUUCACAGAUGUAUCGAUACAACAACUCCUAAAAACCGAGAGUCACCAAAUACUUUGGCUAGUAAGCCCAAUUCAGUGUCUAUACAAGAAGAACCCAUUACACGGGCCAUAUUUCACCUGGAAAACCAAGAUAUAAAUACAUCGACAGCUCUUUCGAUUAAACAGCUAUUAAAUCCAAUGCAUUUGCAACAACCAUACCAAAAUCAAUAUUUAGUGCCAAAUCCAUGCGUACAAGAGAACCAUUGUAAUGACUUAAUACCCAUUACUUCCAGCUACAAAUCUCCUUAUCAUUCAUUAACUAGAUCAUACACUUGCAAGACGUUUUCUGCGGCUGAAAAUCAUCAAUCAUUACCGGUCAUUUUGGAUUUGGAAAACAACAAUGAACUCACUAAUAAACCAUCUGUGAGUAUUCCCUCCAUUGAUGAAUUGCGCAGAGACAUAUAUUUAAAAAAGUGUUCUCUAGACUAUAUUUUGAACCUGCAACAACCAUCAAUUGAUCUAUCUACUGACAUGCAAUUGAGUGCCAGCACACCUAACUAUUCGCUUUUACCAUGUUCAUCUGGCCAGGAGUUAUUCUCAUUUAGUGAUAAUUUAUCGGAAAACAUCUCUACAUCAACCAACACUGAUAAGGAAGAGGAAGACUAUGCAUUAAACAAUAUCAGUAGCUACAUAAGUGAUGAGAAUGGGAGAAUGCGGCCAUUUGACAGGGGUAGCACAACCACCAAAAAUGACUUUCUAAAUCAAAUCAAACGUCGUUCACCAGCAUAUUCAAAUGAUCCGUUAGAUUUAUUAUGCUAUGACAAGUAUAUGAUAAUUUUCAAAUAA